This is a messenger RNA of Vitis riparia (riverbank grape), 1916 nucleotides long. RefSeq names its product D-amino-acid transaminase, chloroplastic-like. Gene Ontology annotation, molecular function: catalytic activity. Gene Ontology annotation, biological process: carboxylic acid metabolic process. Bases 620 to 1675 code for a protein of 351 amino acids. The record is from RefSeq and is a predicted model, not a curated record. NCBI's taxonomy places the organism in Eukaryota, Viridiplantae, Streptophyta, Magnoliopsida, Vitales, Vitaceae. The transcript has 5 exons.
AGGUUCAGCCCUCAUCAACUUCUGGCCUCUUGCUCUCUAGAUUCUGUAGAGUGAAUUCCAAAAGAAGGUCCAACAGAGACCAUUCCAAAUAGAAGAACUCACCAUAUUCCGAAACCAUGCUGAACUUACACUAGCAUGAAAAUAGAAGAUAAGGAUCAAAUUGAUGGCGUGACUAAAUACAUGGAGACCCACCAGAUGGUAGGUAAUCAGUCGUUGUCGAACUGAUGUGGCAUGGUGACGAGGAUGAACCAACUCACCAACUCAAUUGCCUAUUCAAGGCCAAGUUAUUACAGGACAGAUUCAUGGCAGAAAAUACGGAAGUCGCCGCCUGAUCUUUGUCUUGGAGGUUGACCACACUUGAGUUCUGCCCAAACACGGCAAGACAAAUUACUGGCUGUUCAAAUCAAAAAAUGGAUUCCUUCCUUCUAUUUUUAUUCCAUUACCAUAAUCAUUUGGGAGAAAAGGGAUGAAAUGCUCAUUCUCACUCCUCAUUCCCAGGGAAUAAAAUAUUAUAUCAACACAGACAAUAAAUCAUUGUUGGUAUCAUCUGAUCGAUACUAUCCAGCAUUUCCUUUUCCUUUCCAUUCAUAGCUGAGUUUUCAGUGAUCUUUCCCUAGCCAUGGAAAACUGCAACUCCCCUUCAGAUCAGAAGUCAGAUGCAGUGACUGGAGCAGAGGUUGAGAGAGACACUGAUUUUAGGGUUCAUGUGUUCAAAUCAUCAUCUGAGUUGGUUGAAAAGCUGCAUGAGAAGUGGGACUCUGGGAAGGAGAAGCCAUAUCCAGCAAUGUAUUCCAGCGUUUUCGGUGGAAUUAUUCUUGAUCCAGCCAUGAUGGUGAUCCCAAUAGAUGACCAUAUGGUUCACAGAGGGCAUGGUGUGUUUGAUACAUCUAUAAUUCUCAAUGGAUACUUAUAUGAGCUGGAUGCCCAUCUUGACCGGUUCCUCAGAUCAGCAGCAAAGGCAAAGAUUUCCUCCCCAUUUCCUCGGUCAACGCUUCGCAGCAUUCUUGUUCAACUGACAGCAGCAUCGCGAUGCACAGAAGGAACUCUAAGAUUCUGGUUGACUUCAGGUCCUGGGAAUUUCCUUCUCUCACCCUCAGGAUGCCCAACAUCUGCAUUCUAUGCUGUAGUCAUCAAGGAUAAGAUUUAUCAGCACAGAGAAGGGGUUAAAGUGAUAACAUCCACCAUCCCCAUGAAGUCACCUCUAUUUGCCACUACGAAAAAUGUAAACUACCUCCCAAAUGUCCUUUCUGUAAUGGAAGCUGAAGAGAAGGGAGCAUUUGCUUCCAUCUGGGUUGAUGAGGAAGGCUACAUUGCAGAAGGUCCAAAUGUGAAUGUGGCUUUCAUAACUCAUGACAAGGAGCUUAUCUUGCCAUUUUUUGACAAGAUCCUCAGUGGGUGCACUGCGAAGAGGCUUCUGGAACUGGCCCCCAAGUUGGUUGAGCAGGGGCGACUGAAAGAUGUACGAACCGCCAAUGUUACAGUGGAGGAAGCUAAAGGUUCAGCUGAAAUGAUGUAUGUAGGAAGUACUCUUCCUCUGCUGCCAAUAGUCAUGUGGGAUGAAAAGCCCAUUGGAGAUGGACUGGUAGGUGAGUUAACGAUGGCGCUCUCGGAUCUCCUUUGGGAUGAUAUGGUAGCAGGCCCUAAAACACAGAGGCUGCUGGUCACCUAUGCGUAGGAAACCAGUAAAUCAAAUCAGAAGAGGCCAGAGAUAUGCAUUUCUUAGCCUGCUUCUCAUCUUGGUGUGUGUUCUUGUUGAGCACAAUCAGUAUCAGCAAAGGCAUGCUCUAUGUUCAUGUCCCUUCUCUGUUUUAUCACCUUUGGGAAAAGAGUAUUGAAUAAAACAAUAAAAAGAAAGCUGAUCAUCAAAUCUUAGUGCAAACAAAUUCUAUGGAAAUCAAGGUUUCUUUUGCUUAUCA